AUGGCUCCCGCUCGACGCCACAUCGGAGCAAGUCGUAGGAAGAGACGGGACGAUGAGGGCGAGGAUGAGGGCUCACAAGUUGGAGAGAUGGACGAUGACUCUUUGAGCGAGGGUUCAGUCGACAGUCACCAGGAAGACGAAGACGCCGAUGGAGAAGUUAGCGAAAGCGACGAGGAAGCUUCGACCACGCUGGAUACGGACAAGCUCAACGACGGAAAGGUCAACGGCCGGAACCCGGGUCAGACUGAACGACACAGCUCGGCAUUACCUAGAAAACCAGCACUGAAGAUGACAGUCUCCGACACGGAAGCAAUGUUGAAUGGACUCAAGUUGUCUGACGAUGGUGAUGAGAUCAGUUUCGACCAGAUGGAGGAACAGCGAGACCUUCAAACGGGCCGAACACCGUCUGCUCCGCCCACGGAACCCAAGCGCGAGACCUUGGCCGCAAGGAAACGCCGGGAGCAUGAGAAAUACGUGAAGGAGCGAGAGCAAAACCCGGCCUUUGUGCCCACUCGGGGAAGUUUCUUCUUGCACGACAAGCGGACGUCAGAGGCGGGACCGAACAACCACCGUCCCUUCAACAAGGGAAAGUCGAGGCCUGUCGGGCUCAUUGUAGAUGGGAACUCUCGCAAAAACUCUACCUCCAAGCCCGACGCAAGCGAAGGACAAUGGACACAUGACCUCCACGAGACAGUUGCUGGUGAGAACCCAGCACCUAAGCCGGUGUCUACCGCAGCUGGACCAUAUCCAUCGGUUGCGAAUGUCCCGACCGCCCCUCGAUCUGAGCCUCCGAAUCGUUCGUUCUCCAGCACUACCUUGAUCGGCAAUGUGCCGGUUGUUGUCUUCCUACCGGGUAUGCCACAACCCAAGCAGUUCCCGGCGGUGCCCAAAAAGCAGCAUACUCGUCUCCCUCAACAUCGUCCUCCCUUGCGCCGUGACAAACCGGUGCGAAUCUCGCUUCCUGGCCAGCCUCCUCGUUACAUUUUCCCAUCUACUGAGCGUUCCUUCAUCUUUAUUCCCCGUGCAUUGCGACCGAACCAGCAGGGCUACCGAGGUCGGGGUCGAGGCGGUGGUUUCUACCCUGGCCGACGACCUAGCUAUUACAACUCCUACACCCCCAGCGUUCUCAGCGUCAGCAGAAGAUCCUCGCUUGGAAUGUCCGUCUCCCAAGAUGGCUACCCGUCACCGGCAGGCUCGGUGUACUCACGGCCUGCCAUGGUUGUUCCCGAUGCCAGUAAACCCGUCGUUCGCCUGCCACCUCCGCAACGUCCUCCCGUUGGCAUGCCGCCCACCGGACCUGGAGCUGGAAUGCCAUUAGGACCUAUGCCGCCCAUGCAAUUCCCACACUUUGCUUAUCGUGAAAGCCGCCCGGCACCUAUCCCCAUGCAUCAACCACGCCCUCAAAAGACUGUAUCGGUGGCCGAUAUCGAGAGCCCCGCCAGCUUCCCAUUCAACCCGCCUCAACCUCAGCAGGAACAGCCAUUCCACCACCAGGUUCCUAUUCCUGUUGCUGGCCCCGGUCAAGACCAGAUGACGCAGGGUCCGCCCAGCCAGGCCUCAGGAACUCCGCUUUCACAGAUUCCCGAGCGGGCGAUUCACGCCCAGCCCUUCCAACCAUACGGUUAUCAACCGCCGGGAUAUUACCCAGGCUACCCUCCUGGUGCCAUGUAUUAUCCUGGAUCUGGUCCUGAGUAUCCCCCGUACAAUGGACCGAUGGGACCGGGUGUUUCAAUGCCUAAUUUUCCUCCUUCUCAACAGCCCAUGCCGUAUGUUGUUACCCAGUCAUCGGGAGAACAACCCUCUCAGCCUGGUACCGUGGCUCAUGAAUCGGGUGGCACGGUGUACUUCUAUGAUGCCAACCAGAUGUACCCUGGCGGUAAUUACGGAGGUCAAGGCCCGGGGCAGGGGCCUGGAGGAGUUGUGGGGAUGGGAGGCAUGAUGACGCCUCCGGGUACCACGUAUUACUAUCCACAACCGCCUGGGGCCGGGGGAGGCAUGUAUUAUGGACCGCAGUGA
Penicillium subrubescens is the source of this 2016-nucleotide messenger RNA. RefSeq lists its product as uncharacterized. The transcript has 2 exons. Gene Ontology annotation, biological process: mRNA processing. The record is from RefSeq and is a predicted model, not a curated record. NCBI's taxonomy places the organism in Eukaryota, Fungi, Ascomycota, Eurotiomycetes, Eurotiales, Aspergillaceae. The coding region runs from base 1 to 2016 and encodes 671 amino acids. Gene Ontology annotation, cellular component: exon-exon junction complex. Gene Ontology annotation, molecular function: mRNA binding.